This is a messenger RNA of Octopus sinensis (East Asian common octopus), 1189 nucleotides long. RefSeq names its product zinc finger protein 239-like. The record is from RefSeq and is a predicted model, not a curated record. Gene Ontology annotation, molecular function: DNA-binding transcription factor activity, RNA polymerase II-specific; RNA polymerase II cis-regulatory region sequence-specific DNA binding. Gene Ontology annotation, biological process: regulation of transcription by RNA polymerase II. Bases 191 to 1129 code for a protein of 312 amino acids. NCBI's taxonomy places the organism in Eukaryota, Metazoa, Mollusca, Cephalopoda, Octopoda, Octopodidae. The transcript has a single exon.
UCCUGACAAGUUGUGGUGCACCUGAGCACUGUAUACAAUAAUUUCAUUAUUAUUAUUAUUAUUAUUAUUUUUAAGAUGCUAUACACAAAACACUGUUCGGGGAUAAAUCGCUACAGUUCUCUACAUCACUUUUUGAAAUGUUUACAUGGUGGCCAGAUGAUAUUAUCUUCUUAUUAAACAUGGAUAACAAAUGAGUUUGCAGAAUCUCCAGAUAGCAGUUAUUCAACGAACACAGUUAUUCAAUAGAGGGAUAAAUUAUUGUGAGAGCAGCAUAAUUAUGGAAAAUAAAUUGUGUGAGGAUAAAGUUGAAUCUAAAACACAAUCUAAAACGAUUGAUUCUCCAAAAGAUAUAAAGAAACAAGCAGGUAAAACAUCAUACCUGUGUGAUGUCUGUAAGAAGAUAUUUUCUCAAAAAAGUAGCCUUAUUAGACACAAACGCAUUCAUACAGGAGACACACCAUAUCGCUGUGACAUCUGUGAUAAAUCAUACACUCAGAAGCAAGCCUUAACUACUCACAAAUAUAUUCAUACUGGUGAGAAGCCUUAUCAUUGCAACACUUGUGGUAAAUCAUUCUGUCAACCUGACCGCUUAACUGCACACAAACGUAUUCAUACAGGAGAGAAGCCAUAUCAUUGUGAUAUUUGUGGUAAAUCAUUCUCUAGACAAAGUGAUUUAACUAAACACAAUCGCAUUCAUACAGGAGAAAAGCUGUAUCAUUGUAACAUCUGUGGUAAUUCAUUCUCUCAGAGACAUGUCUUAGUCACUCACAAGUAUAUUCAUACAGGUGAGAAGCCAUAUCACUGUGAUAUCUGUGGUAACUCAUUCUCCCGAAGUCAUCGCUUGACGGAACACAUACGUACUCAUACAGGUGAGAAACCAUAUCACUGUGUUACCUGUGGUAAAUCAUUCUCACAAAAUGGUGACUUGACCAAACACAAUCGUGUUCAUACAGGAGAAAAACCAUAUCGUUGUGAUAUCUGUGGUGAAUCAUUCACUCGGAAAGAAAGUUUAACUACGCACAACCGUAUUCAUACGGGAGAAAAGCCGUAUCGGUGCGAUUUCUGUGGUAAAUCAUUCUCUUAUAAAGUUACCUUGAAUAGACACAAAUGUUUCCAUACAGAAAAGUGACUAUCAAUGUCAAAAUAUUUUUUCUAUCAAAUAAAGUUCUCCAUGUUUGUCAUUCAAAUU